AUGCCAAGUAAAUAUGAUGAUGGAGAAAGUCGUUUAAACGAAUAUGAAGUAAUAAAAAAAAUUGGGAAUGGUAGAUUUGGAGAAGUAUUUUUAGUAAAGCAUAAACGAACUCAAGAGUUUUUUUGUUGGAAAGCUAUAUCAUAUAGAGGUUUAAAAGAAAGAGAGAAAUCUCAAUUAGUUAUAGAAGUAAAUGUAAUGAGAGAAUUAAAACAUAAAAAUAUUGUUCGAUAUAUAGAUAGGUUUUUAAAUAAAGCUAAUCAGAAAUUAUAUAUUUUAAUGGAAUUUUGUGAUGCAGGUGAUUUAUCUCGAAAUAUUCAAAAAUGUUAUAAAAUGUUUGGUAAAAUAGAAGAGCAUGCAAUUGUAGAUAUAACUAGACAAUUAUUACAUGCUUUAGCUUAUUGCCAUAAUUUAAAAGAUGGACCUAAUGGUGAAAGAGUAUUACAUCGUGAUUUAAAACCACAAAAUAUAUUUUUAUCUACAGGUAUAAGACAUAUAGGUAAGAUAAGCUCACAAGCUAAUAAUUUAAAUAGUAGACCUAUAGCAAAAAUUGGAGAUUUUGGGUUAAGUAAAAAUAUAGGUAUAGAAAGUAUGGCUCAUUCUUGUGUGGGCACACCAUACUAUUGGUCUCCUGAAUUAUUAUUACAUGAAACAAAAAGUUAUGAUGAUAAAAGUGACAUGUGGGCUCUUGGAUGUAUAAUAUAUGAAUUAUGUUCAGGAAAAACUCCUUUUCAUAAAGCAAAUAAUUUUGCCCAAUUAAUUUCAGAAUUAAAACGAGGGCCUGAAUUACCAAUAAAAGGGAAAUCAAAAGAAUUAAAUUUACUUAUUAAGAAUUUAUUAAAUUUAUCAGCUAAAGAGAGACCUAGUGCCUUACAAUGUUUGGGAUAUCAGAUUAUUAAAAAUGUCUCCUCACCUAUUUUAUCUAAAAAAGAACAUGGUACAGAAUUGACUAAUAUAGAUUCGUGUACUUCAAAUAUGGAUAACAAACAUAAUUAUGCUCAUCCGAAUGAUGUAUUAAUAAAUAAAAGAAAUAACGAAAGGGAAAGGAGUUCAAGUUGUUUAAGCAGACAAAGUGUGAUUACUGCUAUAUCUAAAGAUAACGUCAAAUAUCACCCUCCUGAUGGUACAAAUAAUUCUCAUUUAAUUAACAAUGGAAAAUAUACAAAUAAUAGUAGAGUGGGAGGAGCACACGUGGAUGGUCCAACAAAAAUGUAUCAUAUAGAAACAGAUCGUUUCAAUGAAAAGGAAAAGAUGAAGAGAGAAAUAUACGAAAGAGAGAGAAGUCAGAGAAAGGCUUUAGAAAUGAAGUUAAUGGAAAAGAAGCGAUUGGAGAGGGAAAAGAAAGACCGAUUGGAGAGAGAAAAGAAGGGGAAAAUGGAAAGGAUAGAAAGAGAACGCAUGCAAAGAUUAGAGAGGGAAAGAUUAGAAAGAUUAGAAAAGGAAAGGUUGGAAAGAUUAGAAAAGGAAAGGUUAGAAAGAUUAGAAAAGGAAAGGUUGGACAGGUUAGAAAAGGAAAGAUUGGACAGGUUAGAAAAAGAAAGGUUGGAUAGAUUAGAAAAAGAAAGAUUGGACAGGUUAGAAAAGGAAAGGUUGGAUAGAUUAGAAAAGGAAAGAUUGGAUAGAUUAGAAAAAGAAAGGUUGGAUAGAUUAGAAAAAGAAAGGUUGGAUAGGUUCGAAAAAGAAAGAUUAGAUAGGUUUGAAAAAGAAAGAUUAGAUAGAUUAGGCAAAGAAAGAUUAGACAGAAUGGAUAGACUUGAAAGGGAUAAAUUACCAAGAUAUGAAAGAGAUCAAUAUUAUCAUAAUGAUAAUUGCACAACUCCAACAACUAGUUGUAGCGCUUCGAAUAAUAAUAAUAAUAAUAAUAAUAAUAGUAAUAAAAGAGAUUCAUUUGAAAAUGAGAGGAGUUCAUCAAAAAAUCAAGGAAAUUAUAAAUCAUUUUCAAGAAUGAAAGAAACAUAUGAUCCUGUGAAUAAUAUGAAAAGUUAUAUGUAUGGAAAUAGAAAAGGAAAUUAUCCUUAUGAUGAACAUAAUAUGGAUAAGGAUGAAAUAAAUAGCUUACUAAAAAAGAAAUCUAUAAAUACAAUUUCUAAUAAGAACCCGCAAAGUUAUAGUAACAGCAGUACACAUAUAAAUAAUAAUUAUAGUGGAAUGAAUUGUCAUGGUGCUUACAACAACCAUAAUACGUUAAGUCAAUAUAGUAAUACUUCAAUAGAAAAUGGGAAAUAUAAAUAUGAAAAUAAGUACCAAGGGAACAUAAGAAAUAAUUCUAAAGAUGUGUAUAAUGAAAAUAUGGAUUCUGCUUAUAGAAGUCCUAAGUAUGAAAAGGGUUAUGAUGAUAACAAGAGUGUGAAUAAUAAGAAGAUGAACAGUAACAAUAUGGGAAAUAUGAACAACAAUAGUAAUAAUAAUAAUAAUAAUAAUAAUAAUAAUAAUAAUAGUAAUAAUAGUAAUAGUAAUAAUAAUAGUAAUUAUGUGAAUAAUAAUCACCAUACAAAUAACAAUAAUAGUUGCACGAGCAAUAGAAUAUCUAACAUGUACUUUAAUGAUAGCUCCAGACGAAGUGUGAGUGCUAUGCCUAACGUAAACAAUUUGAGCAGAAGGAAACCGAGUGUGUAUUUAUGUGAUGACAAUAUUUACAAUCCAAAUAAUGUGGAGGAAAGUCGAAAUUUUAAAAAUCUAGAAAAGGAUAGAGAAUAUUUAUUGGAAAAAAGAAAAAUGCUACUUGAAAAGGAAAAGGGCAUAUAUGACAGGAUGAAGCACACGAGCAAUAAUAAUAAUAAUAUGAAUAAUAUGAGUAAUAUGAAUAAUAUGAGUAAUAUGAGUAAUAUGAAUAACAUGAGUAAUAUGAAUAAUAUGAAUAAUAUGAAAAAUAAUUAUUCCAAUCAAAAUAAUAUUAGUAAUAAUAAUUAUACCUAUUUGACGAUGCAAAAAUAUGAGAGUAGCGAAUAUAACAGACGCAAUAGAAGCAUGUCCGCAUGUAUAAAUGAUGAUGAAAACAAAAAUGCGUAUAACGUGAAAAAUGAAAAAAUCGUUGAAGAAAAGGGAUAUGCCUUAAGAAGUCGAAAUGUGUAUACUUUAAAAAAUUUGGUACAUAAAAAGGAUGCAGAUAUAUAUGACAGGGGUUUAUAUACCUGCAGAUGA
Messenger RNA from Plasmodium gaboni, 3138 nucleotides. RefSeq names its product NIMA related kinase 1. The transcript is spliced from 2 exons. The record is from RefSeq and is a predicted model, not a curated record. Gene Ontology annotation, biological process: protein phosphorylation. Gene Ontology annotation, molecular function: protein kinase activity; ATP binding. NCBI's taxonomy places the organism in Eukaryota, Apicomplexa, Aconoidasida, Haemosporida, Plasmodiidae. The coding region runs from base 1 to 3138 and encodes 1045 amino acids.